Suillus plorans is the source of this 1077-nucleotide messenger RNA. RefSeq names its product major facilitator superfamily domain-containing protein. The coding region runs from base 1 to 1077 and encodes 358 amino acids. Gene Ontology annotation, cellular component: membrane. Gene Ontology annotation, molecular function: transmembrane transporter activity. NCBI's taxonomy places the organism in Eukaryota, Fungi, Basidiomycota, Agaricomycetes, Boletales, Suillaceae. The transcript has 14 exons. The record is from RefSeq and is a predicted model, not a curated record.
AUGAGUUUGGAAUCCUCCGGUAUACUCCAGGACCAUAAACAUGCAGGGAUUUUUGUGUCGACUAAAGGUGUUGACACUGGUGCUCAGCUCGUCGCUGGUUUGACCUCCACUCUUGAUCCCGAUGAGGCUUUGAGAAUAAGUAUCAAUAUCUUCGUCUGGGCAGUUGCACUUGCAUGUCAUGCAGCAUGCAAAAACUUUGCUGGGCUUCUUGUUGUGCGCCUGUUGCUAGUAGGUGUAUGUAAGGGGUCGAUCACUGCCGGAUUCUUGAUUACCCUACGUUAUUGGUUUCUGAUGAAUGGCACUGCACAAAUCAUUUCUGGUUUCAUCAGCUGUGGUACUUUGCAUAUCAAUACCAAAGGCUUUCAACCGUGGCAAUGGUUCAUGAUCAUCACUGUAUUAAUUACGUUGAUUCUUGCUGUUUCAUUCUGGUUCUUGUUUCCUGACUCGCCUACUAAUGCCUGGUUCCUAACUCUUGACGAGCGGGCGAAAGCUGUGCAGCGCAUUAAGGAAAACCAAACGGGGGCGGAAAACAAACACUUCAAGAUGGAGCAGAUGAUUGAAGCCUUGACCGACCCCAAGACAUGGCUCUUCGCCCUCUUCUCGGCUUUGGACUAUGUGCCUAACUCAUUGACAAACCAGCAGGCGCUCAUCCUCGCUUCGUUCGGAUUUAGCGCUCUACAGACGACUCUAUUGUCUUGUGUUCCUGGUAUCGUUGAAAUCUUGACAAUCUUUACUGGUGUUCGGCUCGCUGCACGACGGCCCAAUUCCAGAGCAUAUGUUGGUGCUAUUUACCAGCUCAACUUACUUCCUUGGUCGAAUCGGGUAUCUGUGGUCUGUGUGCCUGGGUUCGUCCUGUCGUUGUCGUGGCUUGAUGAUGUGACUACUGGUCAUACGAAGAAGGAAGUCGUCUGUCCGGUACUUCUCCUUAUCAUCCGUGCCGUUCUCGUCCGAGAGAACAAGAUCCGUGAUGCUGAGCCUAGAAUCACCGAGGAUGGAAAGCGUGUAGAAGUUAAGGUCGACAAGGAAUUCCUAGAUUUGACGGGUAGGCAAAACAGGGACCUCAGAUAUGUUUCGUAA